GCAUUUUAUAGAUUAGAUACUCGAUCGGACGAGUCAGAUGAACAAGGGAAACAAGGCCUUUCUCCAAGGUAAGUUUAACUGUACAUUACGAGGAAUCACUCUCCGCACUUGGAAAACUGCCAACACCUCAAAAUCAAAUCAGGACUACUCCUGCAACAGAUUUUGCUCGUCUUUUUUGUCUCUCUUACAAAAUCAGCAACACUCCUCCAAACAUUUUAAUCAAAUUCUGUCGCGUGCAAUUGCUUCGGGCCUCUUCUCAGACCCCUUCAUAUCCAGUAAACUCCUCCUUGCCUCUCUCUCACCCCGUCAUCUUGAUCUCCAAUUCCCUCGAGCCCUUUUCUUUCAAAUCAAGAACCCCAAUAUCUUCGCCUGGAAUUUCAUGUUCAAAGCCUACUCUCAGAGCUCUUGCCCAGAACAAUCCAUAUAUCUGUACAAUCUCAUGCGACGACGUUUUGCGACUUUGCCCGACAACCAUUCCUUCCCUUUCCUCCUCAAAGCCUGUGGCCGUCUCUCGCUUUCUCAGAAAGGUCAAGAACUCCACUCUCUGACCCUCAAACUCGCACUUGAACCAGAUGUCUUCGUACAAAACGCCCUGGUGUCAAUGUACUCCCUCUGUGGCUUGCUUCAGACUGCCCGCAGAGUGUUCGAUAACAUUCCAGCUUCGGUUCGCGAUGUAGUAUCUUGGAAUAGUAUGAUUUCUGGCUACUUGCACAGCGAUUGUUGUGGGGAAGCCCUCAAGGUUUUUGGUGAAAUGCUGGCUGAUGGGUCCAUGAGGCCAGAUGGGGUAACUUUUGUGAGCGCUCUGACUGCUUGUGGAAGAAUCGGAUUUCUUCAUCUGGGGCGGAAAAUCCAUGGAUUACUUGCACGGAGUUCAUUUCUUUUAGAUGUCGUUUUGGGUUCCUCUCUAGUAGACAUGUACGCCAAAUGUGGGCAGAUGGAGAACGCUAGAAAGGUUUUCGACAGAAUUCCAGAUAAAAAUGUAGUUUGUUGGACUUCUUUGAUAGGCGGUUAUGCCCAUUCGCAUUUAUUCAAGGAAGCGAUUGAGUUGUUCAGGGAGAUGCAGGUACAUGGAGUUAAAGCUGACGCUGCGACUGUGGCUUGUGUAGCUUCUGCAUGCGGGCAUUCAGGUGCUCUGGAUCAGGGGAGGUGGGUGCACGCCCACUGUGAAAAGAGUCGCAUUCACAUGAACCUCUCCACAAAAAAUGCUUUGGUUGAUAUGUAUUCAAAGUGCGGAGAUAUCGAAAGGGCUCUCCAAAUUUUCCGUAAGUUGACUGAGAGAGAUGUAUUUUCAUGGACAGCGAUGAUUACUGGGCUUGCCAUGAAUGGGCAGUCUGAUAAAGCAUUGAGAUUUUUUUCACAAAUGGAAAUGUCCGGCGAUGUUAGGCCGAAUGAGGUCACAUUUCUUGGAGUCUUGUCUGCAUGUUGUCAUGGUGGAUUUGUAGAUGAAGGGUUCCACUAUUUUAAUGAUAUGACUCAAAGUUACAAGCUCACGCCUCGUAUUGAACAUUAUGGGUGUAUGGUUGAUCUUCUUGGCCGUGCUAACCUCUUGGCUGAGGCAGAAAAGUUUAUCAGGGCAAUGCCCAUUGAAGCUGAUGUGGUUAUAUGGCGAUCCCUACUUUUUGCCUGUAGGUGUCAUGGGAGCAUGGAAUUGGCGGAGCUGUCAGCCGAUAGAAUCGAGGAACUGCAGCCGAGAAGGUGCGGGGGACGCGUUUUAUUAUCCAACAUAUACGCUUCAGCCUCGAGGUGGUCUGAUGUGAACAAAAUGAGGAAAGGUAUGGCUCUUCAAAGAAUCCAAAAGCUCCCUGGUUGCUCUUUCAUUGAAAUUGAUGGUGUCGUUCAUGAAUUCUUUGCUGCGGAUGGUCCGCAAUAUUGUCAGAUAGAGUCCAUGUAUGAGACGAUUAUUGGAAUUAAUAAGGUUAUACAAGCUGAAGUUUUUGACCCAGAUAUCUAGGAUUGUCGAUGACAGUUGAUUUUAAAUUCUAGUAAACUGUAAACCUUAGCUUGUAAUUACCAGAUGAAAUUUAUGCCUAUGGGAUUAUGAAAUGCUAGUGACAGUGAAAAGUAGCAGCACUUUAAACCAAACGAGGAAACAGUUGUUGCUUGAAAUUUCGCUGCAAGGCAAAAGAGUUCACAAGGGCAAAGUAAUUCUUGAAGAUAUUAGAGAAAUGCUUCGGGUUGAUGACAUGGGAUUCAAAUAAAGCCCAAGUAUAGAAAAGAAAUAGGAUGGGAGGCGGAGGCGGGGGACGCCGUGACGUGCCGCUGUACAAAAGCUAUAUUACGACGAGUAUGGAAUGAAAACAUAUAUUCCAUCCCACGUAGUAUUUGAUUUGAAGGCAGCUUUUAACCAUAUGAGAACUGCCAUUUGUAAACGCAGGCUGGCCAAUGUCCAAACGGGGAUUGGCGAACGACCCUGAUUAAUUAAGUUGGAUGUUUUGAUUUGGCAGUUGCCUGCCACCGAAGACAAUGUGCCAGGUGAAACAACUAGAGCUGUGAGUCUCUGUUCUGUCCACUUCUUUUGGCCUCAAAUACUACUGGAGCUCAACCUGUAAACACUAAGCCUGACAAUAUCCUUGUGAGUUGAUGUUCGAGAUUUUGCAAUAAAGAAUCUUCCAACAAAGCCUUCUUGGCUUGAAGCGUUUAGCAACACUGAAGUUGAAGAGACUCCUGAUGGAUCAAAUACAAGAAGAGAGAGUCUAAAAGGGUCAUCAAGAAAUCAACCCAUUUAAGAGAAGGGACUUCAGAAUAAAUGAGUACUAUACAUGAAUUAAUUCUAGGCAAAUUCAUGAAUCUAUGUUUGGUGCCUAUCUCUAUAAAUGAUUAUCUUGUAUUGUCUUUUGGAGAUCAUCAUUUGUCAUGUGUUAUCAAUUAUGUAACGAGAAAACAGCAAAGGAUUGUUGAUCCAAUUAUGGAACGGAUCGA
Messenger RNA from Corylus avellana, 2919 nucleotides. Lineage: Eukaryota; Viridiplantae; Streptophyta; Magnoliopsida; Fagales; Betulaceae. The record is from RefSeq and is a predicted model, not a curated record.